AUGGCUCCCAUCACAGAAGAGGCUGUUUCGAGCCUGAAGGAUAUGGUCGGAAAGCUCGAAGCCCGAGUGCAGGAUCUGGAAAGCCGCCUUACCAAUGGCUCCAACAAGCCCAAGUCCAUUUCGGAGCAGAUGCGCAUUAUCUUGAUGGGACCCCCCGGUGCCGGCAAGGGUACCCAGGCCCCCAAACUCAAGGACACCUACUGCGUGUGCCACUUGGCUACCGGUGACAUGCUGCGGUCACAAGUCGCCAAGAAGACCGACCUGGGACGGGAGGCUAAGAAGAUCAUGGACCAAGGUGGCCUCGUUAGCGACGAUAUCAUGGUUAACAUGAUCAAGAGCGAGCUUGAGAACAACGCUGAGUGCAAGAACGGUUUCAUCCUGGACGGUUUCCCUCGCACUGUUGCCCAAGCUGAGCGCCUGGAUGAGAUGCUUAACCAGCGCAGCCAGAAGCUCCAACACGCCAUUGAGCUGCAGAUCGACGAUGCCCUUUUGGUCGCAAGAAUCACUGGCCGUCUGAUCCACCCCGCCUCUGGCCGGUCGUACCACAAGAUUUUCAACCCUCCCAAGCAGGACAUGAAGGACGACGUCACCGGCGAGCCGCUAAUCCAGCGUUCCGACGACAAUGUCGACGCCCUGAACAAGCGUCUGGUGACAUACCACGCCCAGACCACCCCGGUUGCUGACUACUACAAGAAGACCGGCAUUUGGCGGGGUAUUGAUGCCAGCCAGGAGCCUGGCCAAGUGUGGAAGAGCCUCCUCGGUGUUUUCCACAAGAACUAA
Aspergillus chevalieri is the source of this 780-nucleotide messenger RNA. RefSeq names its product adenylate kinase ADK1 (gene adk1). Gene Ontology annotation, biological process: ADP biosynthetic process. Gene Ontology annotation, cellular component: mitochondrion; cytoplasm. Gene Ontology annotation, molecular function: AMP kinase activity; ATP binding. Lineage: Eukaryota; Fungi; Ascomycota; Eurotiomycetes; Eurotiales; Aspergillaceae. The coding region runs from base 1 to 780 and encodes 259 amino acids. The transcript is spliced from 4 exons. The record is from RefSeq and is a predicted model, not a curated record.